This is a messenger RNA of Labeo rohita (rohu), 1019 nucleotides long. RefSeq names its product gastrula zinc finger protein XlCGF49.1-like. Gene Ontology annotation, molecular function: RNA polymerase II cis-regulatory region sequence-specific DNA binding; DNA-binding transcription factor activity, RNA polymerase II-specific. The record is from RefSeq and is a predicted model, not a curated record. The coding region runs from base 60 to 671 and encodes 203 amino acids. The transcript has a single exon. NCBI's taxonomy places the organism in Eukaryota, Metazoa, Chordata, Actinopteri, Cypriniformes, Cyprinidae. Gene Ontology annotation, biological process: regulation of transcription by RNA polymerase II.
CUGAAGAUAAUGAGGAGAAUGACGAAUUGAGUGAAGCUGAUGAGAGAAAUCAUGUCAAAAUGAGUCGCUGUCAAACCGAACACAAAGAUUUAAAGAAAAGCAGAGCCAAGAAAUCUUUCACCUGCACUCAGUGUGGAAAGAGUUUGAGAAACAAACAAAGUCUUGAGUAUCACAUGAGAGUUCACACUGGAGAGAAACCGUUCACAUGUGAUCAGUGCGGGAAGAGAUUCUCACAAUCAGCACAUCUUAAGGUACACAUGAACAUCCACACUAGAGAGAAACUGUACGCAUGUGGUCAAUGUGCUAAAACAUUUUUGUGGGCUUUAAGCCUGAAGACACACCUGAGAGUUCAUGCAAAGGAGAAGCCACAUUCAUGUCAUUUGUGUGGGAAGAGUUUUUUACAUCUACAAAGUUUGAAAGUGCAUCAGAAAAUACAUGCCGGUGUGAAAGAUUACAUGUGUUUUGAGUGUGAAAGGACUUUUACUACAGCUGAAAAAUUAAAGCUGCACCAGAGGAUUCACACUGGAGAAAAACCGUACAAGUGUUCACACUGCGAGCAGAGAUUCAGCCGGUCAGGACAUCUGAAAACACACGAGAGGAUCCACACUGGAGAGAAACCGCACACAUGUGAUCAAUGCGGGAAGAGUUUUGCACAAAAAAGGACAACUUAAGAGUCACAUGAGCAUCCACACUGGAGAGAAACCUUAUAUGUGUUCACAAUGCGACAAGGGCUUCAGACUGCCAGAAACCCUGAAAAGACACGAGAGGAUCCACACGGGAGAGAAACCGUAUCACUGCACUGCAUGUGGGAGGUGUUUCAAUCGUUUAUCUGCUUUACGCAGUCAUACAAAGAAAAUUCACAGGAAGUAGAUCAUCUUCAGAUCUGAUGCUGCAUCCAAAUGUGACACAAUAAUGCAUCAAGCAAUAAAAUAUCAUCUGGAUAAAUCUGUCAUUACAAGCAACAUGACAAAGAAUCAUUAUCAAAAGUUUUCACAGUGAAUAAAGUGCAUCUUCAUCUU